GGCUUCCUCUCUCAUUAUCCAUUGAUUUGACAGCUUGAGGAGCGACCAGUCAGAGGAAGGAUGUGAGGAGGAGGAGGAGGAAGAAGAGGAGGUGUUUGGUGCUGUGCGUCCAAGUUUUGUAAAAAUUGCUUCGUUGUUUGAAAGCCAACCGGCACAGGUCCACUGAAAUGUCUGUCAAACACAGCUGCUCUUUAUUCGACACGUUUUCAAACCGGAUAAUCCCGAGCUGGCGUUUGGAUUAUUGCUCCUCCUGCUGAGUUAUUGUAGAUACAAGAAUCAAUUCAUUGGAUCAUUCAGGGAGGAAUUGAUUUUUUCUGUGGACUUCAAUGUUAUUUCUCGACUUGCUUCUUCUUCUUUUUAUGGGAGCUGUGUUGUAGCAUUUGGUGCAGCAAGUUGUCCGAUUGGAGACGCACACGUGUAUCCAAAUCAUCCCAAUCUCAGUCCUCCUUCAUCCGGCUGAGGACGCACAUCUCAUCCUGCAGCUCUCUGGAUAAGAAAAGUUCUUUUUUUCUGGAUUUCGUUUAAAAGAGGAGGAAAAAGGAGCACACACAACAUGUCGUUGAGCAGAAGUAUUGAAUUUGAACACUUUGAGGAGCGAGAGAAGCCUCAGAAGACACCGAGGACCAAUUCUGUCUCCGGGUCCCAGUCUGGCGGAUCCAGAGGAACCGGUCUGGUCCCCAGUCCGGCUCACAGCGCGCACUGUAGUUUCUACCGCACACGCACUCUGCAGUCUCUCACCACCGAGAAGAAAGCUAGAAAAGUGCGCUUUUAUCGCAAUGGAGACAGGUAUUUUAAAGGUCUAGUGUAUGCCGUGUCUGCUGACCGGUUCAGGUCUCUGGAUGCUCUGCUCAUGGAGCUCACCAGGUCUCUGUCGGACAAUGUGAACCUUCCUCAAGGAGUCCGGACGUUAUACGCGCUGGAUGGAGGCAGGAGGAUCAGCAGCCUGGAUGACUUAGUAGAGGGUGAGAGCUAUGUGUGUGCCUCAAAUGAGCCCUUCCGACGUGUGGACUACACCAAGAACGUCAACCCCAACUGGUCGGUGGGCUGCAAGACCGGCACAUCGCGCUCCCUCUCCUCUCUCAUCCCGCUGAAGAACGAGCUGCUGCACGGGGCCAAGGACUUCAUCAAACCCAAACUAGUCACAGUCAUCCGCAGCGGUGUCAAACCCCGCAAGGCAGUACGGAUACUGCUCAACAAAAAGACGGCACACUCCUUCGAUCAGGUGCUCACUGAUAUCACAGAUGCAAUCAAGUUGGACUCCGGAGUUGUGAGGAGACUAUACACUUUGGAGGGCAAGCAGAUUAUCUGCCUGCAGGACUUCUUCGGGGACGAUGAUGUGUUUAUAGCGUGUGGCCCGGAGAAGCACCGCUAUACCCAGGACGACUUUCUGUUGGAUCACAGUGGUAAGGCUUCCACAGCCUUUAUGACUGAAUGCAGAGUGCUGAAGACAUCACACAGCCGCUCUGCUACUCCGAACCGGACCGCUAAGAGCCCUGGAUCUUCACGACGCAGCAAGUCGCCUGGUGCAGCGAGACAACCUGUCCACUACUCCACCAGUCAGUCUCCAAUCAAAUCCCCAGUAAACGGUGUCUCAAGCAGCCAGAUCUCAACUCCAAAGUCCACCAAGUCCUCCACUCCGUCUCCCACCAGCCCCCGAACCAUCCCCAGUUUUAAGGUCCCUCCGUCACAUCACAUCUCGUCCUCAAAUGUAAAUGGCUCGUUGAACAACCACCAGGAGCAAACCAAUCGACUGAGUCCAGAGGCAGUUAAUGGGAACCGCUUCCUGCCUACCUCCACCAUCUUGGAAAAAUAUAAUAUCGGCAAGGUCAUCGGAGAUGGCAACUUCGCUGUGGUCAAAGAGUGCGUGGAGAGGUCCACAGGAAAAGAGUUUGCACUGAAAAUCAUCGACAAGGCCAAGUGCAGCGGAAAGGAGCACCUCAUUGAGAAUGAGGUCGCAGUGCUGAGGAAGGUGAAACACCCCAACAUCAUCAUGUUGAUAGAGGAGGUGGACACUCCCUCUGAACUCUACUUGGUUAUGGAGCUUGUCAAGGGAGGGGAUUUAUUCGAUGCCAUCACCUCCUCGGCCAAAUACACAGAGAGAGACGCAGGUGUCAUGGUGUACAAUCUCGCCGGAGCUCUGAAGUACCUGCACAGCACCAACAUCGUCCACAGAGACAUUAAACCAGAGAACUUGCUGGUGUUUGAGUAUCCAGAUGGCACCAAGUCAUUGAAACUGGGGGACUUUGGCCUGGCUACAGUGGUGGAGGGACCUUUGUAUACCGUAUGUGGAACUCCUACAUAUGUGGCUCCAGAAAUCAUCUCAGAGUCUGGUUAUGGUCUGAAGGUGGAUAUCUGGGCUGCAGGUGUCAUCACCUACAUCCUUCUGUGUGGCUUCCCCCCAUUUAGAAGUGAGAGCAACCUGCAAGAGGACCUGUUUGACCAGAUCCUUCUGGGGAGGCUGGACUUUCCCAGUCCUUACUGGGACAACAUCACUGACUCAGCCAAGGAGCUGAUUGGAAAGAUGUUGCUGGUCAAUGCUGAGGCUCGAUACACAGCACAAGACAUCCUCUCCCACCCUUGGGUGACGGACGAUGCAGUCAUGGAGAACAACAUGAAGAUGGAGGUCACAGGUAAACUGAAGACGCACUUUAACACUGCGCCUAAGCACAACAACACCACAGCUGGCGUGUCCGUCAUCAUGAGGACAGCUCUAGAUAAGAAGACCCUCCAGCUCAAAACCGGUUGUCGUCCACGGCCCCAAACAGUGCCAUGUUCACCAUCGUCGACUGGCAAGAAAGUCCCAUCUGCCCUUCCGGUCAAACCAGCCUCGCCGACAAAGUCAGGACCAGCUUCUCCAACCAAACAGGCAUCACGCGCCAAAGAACCGAAACCCGCCACGCUGGCAUCACCCACCAAGACUACUCGUCUCAAGGCAACCAAGACCGCUGCGACUGCAGUGCCUGAUGGUACAUCCACCUCUAACGCUCCCUGCUCUCAUUCCCCAACUGAUGGUGUUGAUUUCUCUCCUUCUGCUCCUGUAAAUUUGCUUCAUUUAUCCCCUUCACCCUCUGCUGAAACUUUCCCCAUCACCUCUUUGCCUGUUUCCUCCGAUCCUGAAUUAGGAACAUCCCCCUCCGACGCUCCCUGCUUUUCUCUCGAAACCCCCUCACCUUCUGGCCCUCCUGCUGUUUUCACCUGCAACACUCCCUCUACACCCGACUCCCGCGCUUCCCCAUCAUCUCCAACCAAACCAGCCUCUCUUUCUCCCUUUUCUCCCACCAAACCAGCCCUUUCUUCCUCUCCUACCAAAGAGGCAAAAUCUUCCUCUCCCAAAAAACAAGCUUCCCCCUCUCCAGUCACCCCAAACAAACCUGUCAUACUCUUCCCUUUCUCUUCCCCAAUCAAACAAGAACCUCCCUCCCCAUCUCCCAUCCAUCCCACCCUGUUUCCCUCUCCUCCCUCUACACCUCCCAGAUCCACAACCCCACCCUCUACUGCUGGCCCUCCUUCUCUGAGCCCUCAACCUGCUGAUGAGCUAAUGGAGAUUUAAAAUGGCAAUCCUGUAGCCAAUGUCAUCCCUCACUCCUUCUCUUUACAUGUAUGUGUCAGAAAACAUGGGUUGAAUAGGCUUAAAAACUCCACCUCAAGCAUUUCCAGUAGCUGUAAACUGAGCCAGUGACUCCUGUGUCCAUAUUUUUUCUCUCACUCUUAUCCCACACUCAUUUUCAGAGACUGAGGAUACAAGGCAUUUUUUAAGAGUUUGUCGAUUGUAUAUAUGUUUGUAUUUAUUAAUGGAGGAUGUGGAGAAAGGGAAAUGAACUGAAUACAUCACUGUUCUGAGUGGUUCGUCUUUAGAAGUCAUUACUAUAUCACGUUAAUGUGUAUUAUUUUAUUUAUUAUCCCGUUUUUGGCUGCCUGUGGCUCUUUUGUAAAUAGUUAGUCAUGACACACAGACAUUAUUGUGAACUCAUAUUGUUUUAGCGGAGACACUAGGUCCAUAAUACAUGAAAGUAUUUCAGCAUAUCAAACAUCUGAACUUCAUAGCUUAGCUACCUGUAGUGUAAUCCAACUAUAACCACUAUAAGUAGUUUCUGGGACCACAGUCAUCCCUAUGGUAACCCGCAAGUUUACUGUUAAAUUUAAGAUUUCUAUUAAUUGUUACUAUAUACAGUACAGUGGGCUGACAAAAUAAAGUACUAAGUAGCUAAUAACGAGUGAGGCUACGCUUUGCUAAACAACUUCAGCUCUACUUUGAGUUUGUGCGCCUUGAAAUCAUGCAUGUAAAAGUGGUAAUGAUCAGACCUGUUAAAGCAGACACAAACAGCUGUUCAUCCAAAUUACAAAAAGCAUUUCCUCAGUUACCUCUAGUGCAGUGAUUCCCAACCUUUUUGGCCCUUAAACAAUAUGUUGUCUACUUCAGACGCCUUGAUAUGGAAGUCUCUACAUCGUGGCCAUUUCAACCAAAGAUUCAAAUUGUUUUAUUUAAAUACAUUUAGGGGCCUAAAAGAUAUAAAAAACUGACCAUUUAACAUGAUUUGCCAAUAUAUCUGCCCUUAUAAUUAAGUCAAUUUGAUAGAUUAUUUUGUGCGCCCACUGUAACUGACAGACAUGCUGACGCAUUCAUCUACAUACAGUAGUUUGUGUGUAUUAUUUGAUGUGAACACUGUAGUUGUACAUAGUGUGAAGAACCUUAGUUGUCCACCUGAAACUUGAAGUUUGUUUUUGCCUAUGAGUGUCUGAGCAGUUAAUGGCCCUCAAGUCAUAAAUGAAUAACUGCUGUACAUAAAAAUAGAGAAAAUAGAUCCAACAGACAUGAAACCAAAUUGCAGGUUUGUUUCUAAUGAACAGGAACUUUCAGAAGUAAACUGCUUUCUGCUACUACUUCAGUACUGCACAGAGAAGACACAUAAGCUCUUUUACCAGCGCUACACUGUGGAUCGCAUGAAACUAGUCAACACUGUUCCUUUAAAAUACUUGAGUAAUGGUUUUUGAUCUGUUGGAUUUAUAUGAAUGAAUGUGCUUGUGCCUGACCACUAGCUAACAGCUCAUAACUUAAUGAUGCCUUUUUCAAAACCAACUUGGCUGAAAAAUGGGGUUCCAAGGUGUGCAUCCGAAAAAUAAGUUAUAAGUGAUUUGUAUUUGUUUUGUAUUUGUUUUAAACUCCACAGCAUUUAUCCUGGCUGGUGUUAGUAGGGCUUACCUCACCAUGCCUCUGUACCGCUUCAGGACUUUCAGCAGCAUGCAUUCUCCAUUUAAGACAAAACCCUCACACAUACACAAAAGCAAGUUGGUACAUAAUGUCAUUUAGCUUCCUCUUAUGUAUAUGUAGUUAAAAGGUUGACUUUCAUAUGCAGUUUGUAAAGGGAAAUUUGUAUGAAAAGACAGGUUUUAAAGCAGGUUUAUCAUCUGUGUCAAACUGGAGCAACGGUUUUUGAUAAGCAUAGAGUGGCUGCUUUAAUGUCUGACUGUUUUGAAACAGAUGAACAGUAAAAAUGCAAUAAAGACUACAAAAGUUUA
This is a messenger RNA of Sebastes umbrosus (honeycomb rockfish), 5517 nucleotides long. RefSeq names its product doublecortin-like kinase 2a (gene dclk2a). Gene Ontology annotation, cellular component: microtubule cytoskeleton. Lineage: Eukaryota; Metazoa; Chordata; Actinopteri; Perciformes; Sebastidae. Gene Ontology annotation, molecular function: ATP binding; protein kinase activity. The transcript is spliced from 17 exons. The coding region runs from base 554 to 3550 and encodes 998 amino acids. Gene Ontology annotation, biological process: protein phosphorylation; intracellular signal transduction. The record is from RefSeq and is a predicted model, not a curated record.